UCCCUGGGCAUCAUGCUCGGCUGCCUCGUCGCCGUGUACCUGAACAACAUUCUCGGGCGCCGCCUGGCCCUCAUCGUCACGGCCCUGAUAUCCAUCACCGGCGUGCUCAUCGAGAUGACGAGCGCCAUCGGCCCCAAGCCGCAGUACGACCAGUUUGUCGCCGGCAAGACCAUUGCCAGCCUGUCCAUGGGCCUCGCCGCCAACAUUGUCCCGCUGUACCUGUCCGAGACGUCGACGGCCGCCGCCCGCGGGUUCGGCAUCAACAUGUACCAGAACGUGCAGAUCAUCGGGUAUAUCGUGGCCUCGGCCAGCGUGUACGCCACCACGACGGCGACGGCCUCGUCCUCGCUCGCGUUCGGCGGCAACGACAAGCUCGGCUACCUGAUCCCCAUGGGCCUGCAGCUGCUCGCGCCGACCCUCAUGCUCAUCUGCACGCCGUUCCUACCCGAGUCGCCGCGCUGGCUGGUCUGGAAGGGCCGCCCGGAGGACGAGGCCAUCGCCGCGGCCCACCGCCUGUUCGGCACAAACACCAACACGUUUGACGCGCGCGAGUACGUCGCCACGAUCCAAGUCAUGGUCGACAUGGACCGCGAGCGUGAGGCCAGCGCCCCCGGCUGGGCCGACCUGCUGCUGCACCGCCCGACCCUCCGCAGGACUGCCAUCGCCGCGGGUAUCCAGUGCCUCCAGCAGGCCCAGGGCUCGGGCUACAUGGUUGCCUACAUCUUCUCGUUCCUCACCGCCGCGGGUGUCAGGGACGUGUUCCCCAUCAUGAUGGGGCUCAACAUUGUCUACUACCUCGCCGUGCUGUCCGGCCAUGUCCUCCCCGACAGAUUCGGGCGCAGGCCGAUCCUGCUGCUCACCGCGGCCGCGUGCGGCGUGGGGCCGGUCCUCAUUGCGAUUCUGGCCAUCGCGGUCGUCCCGAGCACCGCGGCCAGCGAGGACAUGGCGGUCCUGGCCAUCUUUUUGUGGUAUGUCUUCUUUGGCAUCCAGUCCCCCCUGGUCUGGAUCACCACGGCCGAGGCGGCACCCUCGAGGAACAGGGAGAAGGUCCAGGCCGUGGCCGUCUUUCUGGGCUUUGGCGUCUCUCUUCUGGUGGCCUUUGUGUCGCCUUUCAUCCAGGAUCCCGGGUAUGGGAAUCUUGGAGCCAAGAUUGGCUUUAUCUGGGGCACCUUCUCCUGGGCCACCGCGCUAUGGGUCUUCUUCACCGUCCCCGAGAUGCGCGGCCUGUCCCUCGAGCAGCUCGACUACCUGUACGAGAACCGUGUCGCCACCCGCAAGUUCAAGGACUACGACUUUACGGGCUUCGACCUGCGCAAUCCUCCUCCUCUGUUCGACCCCGAAUACGGACACCAGGGGGGACAUGGCCAAGGCGGUGGCGGCGGCGGCGGUCAUCACCACGACAACAGAGAACACGUGCAGCUGACUGACCGCUCCCAGGGCGGUUGCAGCGACGACGACGUGGGUGACCAGGACGCGGACUUGGACUCGCGGCACAGUAGUGAUAAGAACCAGGCAAGUGUGAGAAUGCACAGUCUUUGAAAUUUGAUCGGGCUUUGAGUUGGUGUCUACGUCGCGCAAAGGGGUUGUCGACGAUUAAGCGGUAUUAUAGUUUGUGGCGAAGGCGGAGUUCUCGGCGUUGACUUUGUUGUUUUCAUGUUUGCCCGGUCACGAAUAUAAUGAUACCACAUUUCGCGUCAUGUGAAUAAGCUAAUAGAAAUGAGCGCUGAGAUAAUUUCUGCAAACGUUGUUCCCGUUUCUUUAAUGCCUUAUCGAAAGAUAGGCUCGAUCCCGUAUUUAGUCGAGGGUGGACUGCUGAAACAGCGUGUAUCGUGGUUUUAUCAUUGAGACAAACGGAGACACUUGCCAUGCACAAGGAUGGUUUGUACUGCACCGGAUGUGUCACAAAUUAC
Messenger RNA from Microdochium trichocladiopsis, 1910 nucleotides. Its product is annotated as general substrate transporter. Gene Ontology annotation, biological process: transmembrane transport; carbohydrate transport. Lineage: Eukaryota; Fungi; Ascomycota; Sordariomycetes; Xylariales; Microdochiaceae. Gene Ontology annotation, cellular component: membrane. The coding region runs from base 13 to 1539 and encodes 508 amino acids. The record is from RefSeq and is a predicted model, not a curated record. Gene Ontology annotation, molecular function: carbohydrate:proton symporter activity. The transcript is spliced from 2 exons.